GAUCAUCUCUUUAAUUAAAACAUACUCAUAUCGAUAUCUCGUAUAUCGAAUAAGAUACACUUCCAAUUUGAAGUAAUAAAUAAAAAAAAACCGUAAACAUUUUGCUUACCUUAGCAUUUAAUAAAUUCUGGAAACGGUAUUACAUAUGGAUGUGUAUAUCUGCAUAAAUGCAAAUGAAUUACAUUUGUGAAGUAAGAACUUAAGAAGUACUGACAUCUUACACUUCUACGUAUUAUUAAGAGAAGUGACACCCAAGCUGGAGCAUCUAAUAUGAUGGAAACUAGUGAUAAUCUUUCAGGCGAUUUUUUAGUAGAAAAAUUGAAAACCUGGUGCCGUCUCUGUGCCCGGGCUGAUGGAUUAUGUGCUAAUAUUAUAACUGGAGAGGGCCAACAAUCCAAAUCAUUAAUUUAUGGUUUCAGUAACAUUGCGCUUGCAAUAGAGAAUCUUUUUCGAGUUCAUAUCGAGGAGGAUGAGACAUUGUCACAGCUAAUUUGUACGGAAUGUUACCAAAUUGUGAUAUCUUUGAUUAAAUACAGAGAUCGUGUGAAAAAAGUUCAGGAAAUGUAUAAUGAUAUACGAAACCAUCAACAUAAAGAUAUUUUAGAUAUAAAAGCUCUGUAUGAGAAAUAUGAUCUAACUGAAAAUGAACCAUUUUGGCUGCAAACCACAGAUUCUACAAAACUGCCUGUUGAAGAAAUUUUCGUUGCCGAUUUACCCUUAACAAAAAUGGCCGAUUUAACGGGAAUUGAAAUAAAAGAUGAAAAAAAGGCAGAUGAAGUACCAGCUGACAUUUGUAUACAGAACUAUGCAAAGGAAGUUGAAUUUGUUGAUCCAAUAGGGGCUGAGGAUAAUUUUGAUCAACAAAGUUUCGUUGAUGAAGACAGGCUGAGUAGUGGGAGUGAAAGUGAAGAAACAAAAAUGCCAAAUGAGAAAAAUGUAGCAAAGGAUUCGACAAAUUUUAUUGAAAGUCUCGAAUAUAAUUACAUUUGUAUAAUUUGUGCUGAAAGUUUUCGCCGCAUCAGCACCUAUGUUACACACAUGCAGAAAGAGCAUGGUGAAAUUAAUUGCCCGCUAUGUGCACUUGCUUUCAAAAAUGCUUUCAAACUAAGAAUACACAUGAAAGAACAUCCAAAAGCGUUUAAUUGUGUGAAAUGCGAUAAACAAUUUGAUACAAGAACAAGAUUAGGUAGACAUAUAAGUUGUGCGCAUGAUAAAGAACAACCACUUAUUUGCGAAAUAUGUGGUGUAACUUUGCUCAAAAAGAAGCAGCUCAGAGACCACAUGCUCCAACACACUGACUAUUCACCAUUUGAAUGUAAAGUAUGCGGUGCACGUUUCAAACUGAAGAGUCGUCUGAAAAGACACAUGCAAAUACAUGGCGAUAAAUAUAUUUGCCCUAAAUGUGGCAAACAACUAAGUACGCGCGCUACACUUAAGGAUCAUUUGUUAGUCCAUUCCGAUGAGAUGUCACACAAAUGUGAAUAUUGUGGUCGAUUGUUUAAACGCGCCAACACGCUUAAAAAUCAUUUAAUAGCUCAUACGGACCUUCGGCCAUACGCUUGCGAUUUCUGUGAUAAACGGUUCUCCACAGGGCCCAGUUGCCGGUUUCAUAAAAAAACAAUGCAUCCGAAAGAGUUGGCUGAACUGGAAGCGACUGGAGCUAAAGCAUAUACGAAAAAUAUACCAACCUUACAGGUCUUGAAAGCAGUUUCGCGGGAGGGUGUGAAUUUGAAGCCACUGGCGUCCAAACAAAAUGGUUGCGUAUAUUUCGACAAGGAAAUACAAGUAAAAACCGAUACUCCUAAGACGAAUAUGUAAUUAGGCCUUUACAUUAGUAACAUUAACUAAUGUAUGUUCAUACAUAUAUGUAUAAGUUUUAAUAUUUAAAUUGUUCAUAUAAAAUUUAAUUAGGUUAGUAUAUAAAUUCUAUGGUAUGUACUGGUGUUUUUUUUCCUGUUUAUAAUAGCUUAAUGAUUAUUUUUUUGUUUGUCGCUGCAACUUAUUACUUCAGUAAAGAAGGAAUAGAGAAAACAAUAAAUAAAUUCAUAAUAACAAUAUCUGUAAAGUC
Molecule: messenger RNA, 2068 nt
Organism: Ceratitis capitata (Mediterranean fruit fly)
Lineage: Eukaryota; Metazoa; Arthropoda; Insecta; Diptera; Tephritidae
Product: zinc finger protein OZF
Exons: 4
Coding region: 271-1818 (515 amino acids)
Biological process (GO): regulation of gene expression
Cellular component (GO): nucleus
Molecular function (GO): zinc ion binding
Source: RefSeq, a predicted model, not a curated record